AUGGUCCCUUCCGUCCCUGUCUCCUGCAUCCUCUCGCAAGCUGCCACCAACAACAUUCCUCCCCAGCCUCCCUCCUCGCUCUCUCAAUCUGCUCAACAUGCUGCUUCUGCUGAAGCAGCAGGGGCUAGGCAGCUAAUGCAGGGGGAAGAGGGGGGAGUAGGCAUAGCACGGAUGGUGCAGCAGACGCAGCAGAGGGCGAGAGCAGGCGACACCUUGAUUCUGUGGUCAGAGGCGGCUGUGAUUCUGUUGCACGCCCAUGAGGAGACCACCCUCCUGGCUGACCUCGCUGCUAUUGCCACCGCUGCCAGCACCAACCGCACUGCCGUUGCUGCUGGUCCUGCUGCCGGUGCCGAUCCGGCAGCUCUUGCGCCGUUCAUUGGCGCGUCUUAUAUGAAGCUCAUCUCCCCGACGCAGUUCACCAACUCAUUCACCCUCAUCGCCCCCAGCGGCACCCCCAUUCUCCGAUACAACAAGACCCACCCCGUGCCCUCCGUGGAAGGCAAUGUGCUGCCGGGCGAUGGCACUCUCCCCGUGGUGGACACGCCUCUGGGGAGGCUGUCUGUCGCCAUCUGCUUCGACCUGCAGUUCCCUGCUCUCAUCAGCCAGGCGGGCAGGCAAGGAGUGGACAUUCUGCUGCAGCCCAGCUGGACGUGGGGCGCCAUAGGCCACGUGACAUUCGAGACGGAUGCAGUGAGGGCAGCAGAGAACGGGCUCACACUGCUGCGCUGCUCCUCCAUUGGGGUCUCGGGUGUCGUCUCCCCGUACUACCGCACCCUUGCUGCACAGGAAGGACUAGACACUGGGCUACUCACAAUGGUCCUGCCCCUCCUGCCCCAUGCCCAAGCUCUCUACCCUUAUGCUGGCCUCCCUAUACAGUGGGAGGAGAGGGAGGAAAAGAAGAGGCAGGGAUAG
Closterium sp. Naga37s-1 is the source of this 912-nucleotide messenger RNA. NCBI's taxonomy places the organism in Eukaryota, Viridiplantae, Streptophyta, Zygnematophyceae, Desmidiales, Closteriaceae. The record is from the annotation of a GenBank genome assembly.